Molecule: messenger RNA, 916 nt
Organism: Entrophospora candida
Lineage: Eukaryota; Fungi; Glomeromycota; Glomeromycetes; Entrophosporales; Entrophosporaceae
Source: the annotation of a GenBank genome assembly
UAGAAAAGAAACUAAAAAAAUAGAAAAGAGACUUGAAAAAGAGAUAAUAGCGAGAAAAGAUUUAGAGAAGAAAGUAGUAGAAAAAAAAGAAUCAGGAAAAAUAAAAGGUGAACUAGAACAAGAAGUAGUAGAUGGUAGUCUUGCCAAAAACAAAAUUAUUGAACUGGCUCUCCAAUUAGAUGCCGGAAUUUUAAAACUACUUAAAUCUUCUCCGGAAUUACGGAAAAUAUUUUUUGUAGAAGUAGAGGAUAUUCUAGUUUUUGACAAAAUAAAGUUCCAAAACUUUAUCUCUAAUAAACAAUUUCUCCCCGAUAGUUUUACCCAGUAUAAAAAUAAAAUCGGAUUAGUGGCAGACCGGCAAUAUCUGGCUAAUAGUACUCCAGAUGAAAUUGACCGCUUGCUAACUCCCAAAGUUUUAACUAAUUUUCAAAAAUAUGAAGCGGGAAAAGAAGUGCCAAUGAACAAUAUUUCCCUGAAUGACAACCUAAUUAUCAAAGGCAAUAAUCUGCUUUCUCUUUAUUCGCUAAAAGAAAGAUAUCAGGGCAAAAUUAAGUUAAUUUACAUUGACCCGCCUUAUAAUCCGGAUAGUAAAUCGAAUACUUUUUGCUAUAAUAACACUUUUAAUGAGUCAACUUGGUUAACUUUCAUGAAAAACCGCCUGGAAGAGGCGAAAAAAUUAUUGACAAAUGACGGCUGCUUAAUUGUGGCGAUUGACGAAAACGAACAAGCGGAAUUGACUGUUUUAUUGAAAGAGAUUUUUAAAAACCACGAAAUUCAUGUCAUAGUUAUCGUUCACAAUCCCCAAGGUAUUCAAGGAACCAAUUUUUCUUAUACCCAUGAAUACGCUAUUUUUGUUAUCCCGCGAGGCAAAAAAUCAAUCGGUCAAAAGAAAGUUAAUUUAGACAAACCAGAUUGA